Molecule: messenger RNA, 17913 nt
Organism: Coregonus sp. 'balchen'
Lineage: Eukaryota; Metazoa; Chordata; Actinopteri; Salmoniformes; Salmonidae
Source: the annotation of a GenBank genome assembly
AUGCUGGUAAAGCAACUUCUCCAAACUAAAAUGUCCUAUUUCUCUCUCCAUCCCCCUUCCUCUCUCUCUCUCUUCUCUCUCUCUCUUCGCUCUUCUCUUCCCCUCCUAAGAAGAUAGAUGAGGAAAAUGAGGCCAACUUGCUGGCAGUGCUUACAGAAACGCUGGAUAGCAUCCCGGUGGAUGAGGACGGAUUGCCUUCGUUCGAGGCCCUGGCAGAUGGGGACGUGACCAAUGCCAGCGACCAGAGCUGUCCCUGCACCCCCGACGGUUCGCCACCCACCCCCGAACCAGAGGAGCCCUCCUUGGUAAGACCCUGUUCCGCCCCCUCCCUCAUCCCCCAGCACACCCCUUUCCCUUCACCCCCUUUGCCAGGGCCUCCGUCGACACCAGAUAAGGCGCUGUGAGCGAAGCAGGCCGGUGACCAAAAAUGUAUAUGUGCCUUGCAGGCCUUCAGCUUUGGCAGCCCAGCCGCCGCCACCCCCCAUGCCCCCCCUUGUGCAUGUCGGUCUGUGGGCUGAGAUGAGCCAUGAUGCAGAUGCAUGGAUGAAAGAGUAAAUCGAAUUGAUCAGUGUUAGCUGUGAGGUGCUAAUUACAUUGUAGUGUACUAGCUGCGCCAAUGUAAUGAUACAUGCACAGUGCUGGGUCUGGUAUGGGCGACGCUAUGCCACGGGCCUCGAAAUCGAGCUAGGGAUGUAAUGAGAAAAGGGAAAUCCAUCUCAUCUCAUCUAAUGUCAGUGGGCCAUACUAAUCCCAGAGCCAUCAUUGGAGAAAGACUGUUUCCUGAUGAAAGUUGGUCAUACCGGUGUAUUUGUUACGAAACACACAACAUGACUACGUAACCCCUUUGAUUUGGCCUUUCCUGAGGGGGUUUGACCAGGAAUGUUUAUUUUGUUCAGUUCUAGUCCAUUGUAUUUCAUGCUGGCUCCACACUAGUAAAGCACGGCCAUUGUGUACUCCAAAACAACUGCCACAGUAAUUCUCGUUGACUUGUCCUUUUAACACUGUAAAUAAAGAGAAAGAAGACCUGCUUGAUAGAUAGUAAUGAGUUUGUCUUCAUGAGGGCUUCUGUGUUGUUGUUACAACUACAACAAGAUAAAUCGAACAUCCUCAGUCACACAUUUACAAAAGCAUUGACUAUCUCUCUCUCUGAUCGUUUAAUUUAGUGAAAUGUUGAAAUUUCAGAGGCAACGGCAGUUUGGGUAAACUCUACUCACUGCUUUUUUCUCUAUUCUCUCUUCCUCCCUCCUUUCUUCUCUGUUCUGUGUGUUUUUUUUUGCAGCUGAAGAAGCUCCUUCUGGCACCCGCAAACUCCCAGCUCAGCUAUAAUCAAUACAUAGGCGACAAGGCACAAAACCAUGCAGCCAGCAACCUUCGGAUCAGACCAACACCUGCUGUUGUCAAGGUAGCUACCCAGUUGCACCGUUCGCUCACUUCAAAGGCACCGCUUCCGUGGGCCCCUCCAUGUUUGUUUAUCAUCUAUGUUCUCGUCUUUUUUUUCAUUGCCGGCCUUGGAAGAUGUUAAACUUCUGCUCCACUGCCAUCUCGUAAUAAAAGCAGGCUGAUUGCCUGUUCAGCUUUCCAGGCGAGGCAUCGGGACUGUAACGGUGUCGGUCGAAAAUCAAAGCGCUCCUUGUAGUAAGAUUGCUGCUGAUGACUAAAUCAAAAAUAUCUAGUGAUACAGUCUCAUUGUUUCCAUUAGGUUACCCUCUAUCUACUGUUAGUGUUCUGUAGAGGGAAUGGGUUUUCCAUUUAGAUUAAUGUAGUAUUUUAUUGGGUGUAUAAUGGGCACAGGAAUACAAAUUAAAUGAAGUAGGUGAUUCCAGUAUUUUGCUGCUUGCCGCAUUUCAUUGGAACAUGAUGGAUGCUCUUGAAGAUUAGAUUUUUAUUUAGUACGAUAGCACAUAAAUAAUGCAUUCGAUUACUCGUCCUUGUUCAGAGAAACUUCUGGAAUGCGUUGGUAGCAUUGUUGUCUAGUAAACAGUGCAUACGGGAGCAGUUGUGUUGUGCACACACAGAGCUAACACAUCUCUGGAAAGUCUAUUUUUAAACCGUGCUUUUGACUCAUCCAUUUCUGGAGCACGGAGCUAUGAGGACUCCCCCAGGACAGGGGAUGAGCGCACAGAGCUGCUGCGGUGCCGCUCGGGGGCCACGCAAUUAAGAUGAUGGGCGGGCGACGCUCCCACCACCGCCUCCCAAACAGUUGGGCAGACCCGUUGUGCUGAGCCUCACUCUCUUUUUUAUUUAUUUUUAUUUAACCAGGUAAGCCAGUUGAGAACAAGUUCUCAUUUACAACUGCGACCUGGCCAAGAUAAAGCAAAGUAGUGCGAUAAAAACAACAACACAGAGUUACAUAUGGGGUAAAAAAAAACUAAAGUCAAAAAAAAUACAACAGAAAAUAUAUAUACAGUGUGUGCAAAUGUAGCAAGUUAUGGAGGUAAGGCAAUAAAUAGGCUAUAGUGCAAAAAUAAUUACAAUUAGUAUUAACACUGGAAUGAUAGAUGUGCAAGAGAUGAUGUGCAAAUAGAGAUACUGGGGUGCAAAAGAGCAAAAUAAAUAACAAUAUAGGGAUGAGGUAGUUGGGUAGGCUAAUUUCAGAUGGGCUGUGUACAGGUGCAGUGAUCGGUAAGGUGCUCUGACAACUGAUGCUUAAAGUUAGUGAGGGAGAUAAGAGUCUCCAGCUUCAGAGAUUUUUGCAAUUCGUUCCAGUCAUUGGCAGCAGAGAACUGGAAGGAAUGGCGGCCAAAGGAGGUGUUGGCUUUGGGGAUGACCAGUGAGAUAUACCUGCUGGAGCGCAGACUACGGGUGGGUGCUGCUAUGGUGACCAAUGAGCUAAGAUAAGGCGGGGAUUUGCCUAGCAGUGAUUUAUAGAUGGCCUGGAGCCAGUGGGUUUGACGACGAACAUGUAGUGAGGACCAGCCAACAAGAGCGUACAGGUCACAGUGGAGGGUAGUGUAUGGGGCUUUGGAGACAAAACGGAUGGCACUGUGAUAGACUACAUCCAAUUUGCUGAGUAGAGGGUUGGAGGCUAUUUUGUAAAUGACAUCGCCGAAGUCAAGGAUCGGUAGGAUAGUCAGUUUUACGAGGGCAUGUUUGGCAGCAUGAGUGAAGGAGGCUUUGUUGCGGAAUAGGAAGCCGAUUCUAGAUUUAACUUUGGAUUGGAGAUUAUUAAUGUGAGUCUGGAAGGAGAGUUUACAGUCUAACCAGACACCUAGGUAUUUGUAGUUGUCCACAUACUCUAGGUCAGACCCGUCGAGAGUAUUGAUUCUAGUCGGGUGGGCGGGUGCCAGCAGCGUUCGAUUGAAGAGCAUGCAUUUAGUUUUACUAGUGUUUAAGAGCAGUUGGAGGCUACUGAAGGAGUGUUGUAUGGCAUUGAAGCUCGUUUUGAGGUUUGUUAACACAGUGUCCAAUGAAGGGCCAGAUGUAUACAAAAUGGUGUCGUCUGCGUAGAGGUGGAUCUGAGAGUCUCUCUCUUCCUUAAUCUCUUUUAACUCUCUUUCUUUCUUUCUACCUCCCCCUGCAGACGGAGAUCUCCUGGAACAGCAAGCCGAGGGGGGGCUGUCCGCAGCAGAGCCGUCUAGUGAGGCGCCCGUGCACCGAGCUGCUCAAGUACCUGACUGCCACUGACGACAUUCUCCUCCAGACCAAAGCCAGCGAAGCCAAGAGCGCCUGGGGGGGCGGCGGCAAAGACAAGGGCGGCCUGCUAGGCGCCUCCUCCACCUCCUCGUCGCCGUCCUCCUCCUCCACUUCCUCCUUCUCCUCGCUCUCCUCCUCCUCCUCGAUCGCCUCCAAGAAGAAGUCAUCCUCGUCAUCCGUCGUGUCGCAGCAGCAACAGCAGCAUCACCAGCGAGGUGAGAGCCGGGCUGCUGGCGAGUGUAGUGUGGCUGGUGUGGGGGCUGGGAAGUGGCGUCGUUGCGCUCAUGGGGCUGGUGGCACUGAGGGACAGUCCGAACCCGCGGCGGCACCCGCUCCUGUCCCCCCAACACAUAGGAACGGCAGUGCCCAUGCCCGCCCCAAACUGGAGCGCAGGCCGUCCAGUGAAGAAGGAAGGCCGCCAGGUCCGCAGCCUGCGGUGGACGCGGGGCGCCUGGCAGCCGCUAGGUUCAUUAGGUACAUGCAUUCUUAUUCUCUCCCUCCUAGAGAGACGGGUCAGACAGGCAGCUGUGGGCGUUGCCCUGAGGUGGGCACUGCCACUCAGGCUAGCGAGUGCUGGGGCGGGCAUGGCCGUGGUGCGGCGGCGUGUAGGCAUAUCACAGUGACCAUUAAGAAAAGAGAGGGGGAGCCGGGGCAUCCGUUGCUUAGCCAGCUGCUGACCUCCAAGCAGAGGCCCGCCCGCUAUCGGGCCCACUUGCUCCCGCCCACUACUACCCCUCAGCCCCGCAAGAGCAGUUCAUCAAGAAUGAGCUCUGGAGUCCUGGAGAGGGAUCAGUGUCCCAGCCAGGCUAUUGAGGUGGAGGAGAAGUACAGAGGGACUGUCAAUAUCAAUCCCGGCAGCAGGGGUCUCAGACAGGCCAAGGAGCCUGAUUCGGACCCCUUGUUGGCCGAGAGCUUAGGCCUAGGCAACUGGGUUAGCCAGCCAGACCAGGGGCUAGAUUUGGGGCUGGAGCUGGGCUUCGGUUGGCCGGAGGUUGGCCUGGUGGAGCAGGCUGGCUGUUUCAGGGAGGAGGUCCGCAAUGAUGAUGCCAUGUGCAGCCCCAUGGCGCUCUCACAGGGCCUGCCAAGCCCACUCUUCCCAGAUUCUAGAAUUCCAGACCCCACGCCCUCCAUCACACAAGGGCAGCAGCACCUACACAGGCAGGCAGUCUGCAGGCACCCCGAUGACCAGGGCCUACCAUUGUUAGGUAAUCAUCGCUGCAUCCCCGCCCUCUCUCUCUCUCUUCUCCUGCUCUAACCACUUUCCAGUUUGACUACACACUAACCCCUAUGCUAAUUCGACGCUAGCUAUCACUCUGAGAACAACAAAGAAAUUGCUAGAUGCACGAUCUAUUCCAAAAGGCAUUCUUUCUAAUUGGUACAGACCCUUGCCUCAAGAUUGACUUAAGGGGAGGUGGGAGAGGGGUAGUAGCCUGUUACGCGUUGAUACAUUAUGGCAUCUGUUAAAUAAACAACUAUCUGGCUGGAUCAAGCUGAGUGUUCUGAAUGUCUACCUAGCUAGACUCGGCAGAGCACUGCUCUAAUGUCUAACUGAGCUUCACUCUUUAGCUGCAGUUGGAGACAGCCAGAGCCUCAGGCAACUGCACAAGCUUCCUUGACUCUCCUUUCUUCCUCUGCUUUUGGUUCCAAAUGCAUGCGACAAUUACUUCAUGGGGGGUGGGGGUCACCACCACCACCACCUCUCAUUGCCAUGUGUACUGUUUGUGCCCGAUUUUUUUUUUGGUAUUGAGUGGGAUAUCUGUGUCAAACGGUGUACUCUGAACACAUGUGCUAAUGCCAUCACUUCAUCCUGCCUCACAAAGUGAACAGUCAACCAAAAGAACAGAUGGGGUCAAUAGAGAAAGCCUAUUGGUUAUUUGCUCUUCUAAACCAAUAGCAAGAGAGCAUUAUUCUAAUCGUACUAGGUUGGGUUUUGUAACAUUACCUGAUUUGAAUGCCCCAAUCUGAGAUCAAUUUGCAGAUGUGGACCUGAUCUCUUCUGCCUCAACUUGUUAUCUAUCUAGUUAAAUAAUUACCAAUGCUCCUUUGUGUUCUGCAGCCAAACCAACCACCUUGCCACUUCCUUUGACCCCAGAGUCUCCAAAGUAAGUGCAAGAGUUUUUCAACAUUCUACAUAGACCAGACAACAACAAAAAAGAACAAAGACAAAUAAAAAGACAAAGAAUUAGCACCAAGAUGAGGCAUUUUGUUAACUCUCAUUUCCAUUUCUAAGAUCACAAAGCCCUUUUAUUAAAGUCACAUUUUCCUGUGUUGAGUAAAUUGGUGUGUUCAAUCCCUUUUGUCUUUCAGUGACCACAAGGGAUCACCGUUUGAGAACAAAACCAUUGAACGCACAUUGAGUGUGGAGAUCUCUGGAACCCCAGGUAAGCAUCUCAUGUGUUUUCAGGAAAUGUAUGAAUUAAGAUCCAUAUAUGAAUGAGUGGGGCUUGAUGCAAAUAUUCACACAAAUGUGUUGUGUUAUAAUGGAAAACCCUAGUUCUCUCACUUAGCCAGUUAGGGGUUCAAUUACAGUCACUGCCUCAAGGCUUUUCACACCAUCUUGAUAGUUCCAUAAAAGUUCAGAGUUGAAGGUGAAGGACUAGGACACGGUGUGACAUUUUUUAUAUGCCUCACUAUUGAUUAAGCUUUCCAAUCUCCUUUGGGUUUAUUAGACAGAUCCCCCUCCUCUCGGUGAAGAGUUAAUAUACUGCCACUCCUUUUUCUCUCUCUCUCUAGUUUCGAUCUUAAUGCCCUUUGACUGUGAUGCUCACCAAUACAUCACUGACAAUUGAUGUGUCAUUAUUAUUGUUUUAAUUGGUUUUGCCACGUAAUUCAGUUUCGACCGAUAUUAUCUGUCUCUUUUUUUCCUCAGACAGUCUGGUAAUUUGAUUAGAGACAUGGAAGGUAAUGUCCAAUGGUAAGGCUUGAUAUUUAUGGGAAGGAUGCCAUUUUCCAAACGGGGUCAACGCGGGGUGAUUUUAGUAGUAUUAUUGUCAUUAUCCCUGUAUAUUAUAUACUUAUUCAUUAAGUGUGUCGGUGAGAAGCUACAGACAAAAGGUAAUUAAAAGCCAGUCAAAGAGAAUGUCAGCCAAAGCUAAAACACCAGGCUUCAGCAGUUCUUCUCUCUCUCUCUCUCUCUGAAUUAUGCAGGUAAUUAUUUCACAACCCCCCCCCCCCCCCCCCCCACCCCUCCUUCCCUGAGAUUAAUCAUCCCAGGUCAAUAAAAACAAAAUGGAUGCCCUUUUCUUCUUCUUCACAAUGUGUUGUGGCAAUGGGCCUUUUGGUAUUCAUUUACUAGCGGGGAAAAGAAAUGGGCCACGAUGUAACAUGCCAGGCUCGCCCCCGAGACUCAAGGUGACGUUUUGUUUGGGAACGAGGACCAAUAGGAAUUAUCUGCAGUCUCUUUAGAGUUGGAAAGGGGGUACAUUUGUGGGACACCAAUGCCCCAAGGGGGGUCCUCCAAUUGACCUUGCUCCACUUGCCAUUUAACCCUGUGUGUAUAUGAGCAUCAGAGGUCAGAGGGGACACCCAUAGGGAAUUAAGAGCUGUGGAGCAAUCAAACUGUUCAUAUUUCUUUAUUUUUACUGUGUGUGGGUGUGCCUCUGACUGCUGGCUUAAAUCCUGUCGCAUUCUCCUCAUGUCCCUGUGUUCCUGCUCCAGCCAUAGUUAAUAAAGCCAAACUCUGACUCCACUGCCCUUUGCAGAUUUGGGAUUAGAUAUUAGGGAAAAGCAAUUAGAAGGAAAAACUCAUGGAUAUUGAGCCCCUUCCGCUUUAGGAUUAGUCUAGUCCCGUGCGGUAAGCGACUUGGGAACUCUGGAUAUGGAGAAACGUGGGGAAUGAAAUCUCUGUGAUCCCUUGAGUUAAUGUCUGCCCAAUAGCCCCGCUCAAGUAGAUCUGGAGAUUAUGGUUAUUUAAUUGAUAGCAAAAAGGAGAUAAGACAAAGGGGGAGGGGCCACCUUCAGGACAGGGAAUUAUCCGUGGCAAGUUGAAGGAGAGACAUUUUUAUAUCUUUAUUAGGAGUUGUAAUAGUAGGCCAGUAGUAGAUAAACAUUUCAGUUGUAAACUUUUCCAUGACAUGGGGUGGGAAAGGUUUUCUUCAUUAUCAGUAGUGAUGGUAGUAGUAGGCAUAGUAGUAGUAGUAGUAGUAGUAGUAGUAGUAGUAGUAGUAGUAGUAGUAGUAGUAGUAGUAAUACUAGUAGUAGCAGUAGUCGUUGUCGUAGUAGGAUUUAAUACCGCUAACCGUACACUAGGCCCUUAGUUGUUAUUGUUUUGUCACUGAGGUAAACCUGAGGCAACCCCACUACUCUGAAUGAGCCCACGGAUUUCACUGGAAGGACUAAUCUCCUCUCACUAAUAGAUUUACUCUGCACUGUGUUGUCUUUAAUUACAGUAUCUCAUGACACCGGGGUUUGGGUCUAUGUGUUGCUAUUUGCAUGGCUUACCACCGGAUCAACUCUUUAAUCCCCGAGUCGGAGUCAUUCGUUUGGAAGUCUCUUUGCAAUUUACAGUCCGGACAGAAACAGAUUAGGAAAAAAAUGAAGAAAAAGACAAAAAAAACUGGCUAUAUGAUAAGUGUUUGUGUCUGCCGAGCAUCCAUCACCAACUGGUUUGACUGAGAGGCGCAUAUUUAUCUAAUUCUGAUUUAUUUCGACACGGCGCUAAUGGCUCCUAGUUUAUGACCCUAGUGCGCAUUGUUUUGCACAGAUGGCGUUCCAUUGGCGAAACAGAAGUUCCUCAGGCACCGCGCUGGCCCUCCCUCCCUUCCCUUUUCAUAGCUCAUUUCAUUGGCAUAAUGAUAAAUAUAGCCCUCUUUCUCAGUUCUCUCUCUCUCUCUCGCUGAAAUGCUGCAUCAAGUCUCUGUGUCGCUACCGGUGUACCACGUCUGACUGUUAAAGUGGGACGGGGGUUUGCGGCUCGGUUUAACGUAAAAUCCAGAUAAUAAUUCUAGAUGAUAAGCUGGUCGGAUUAGACAGCCUCAGGAAAUGGCCCCGAAACAGAUUUUUUUUUAUGUAUCAGUCUCUCUCUCGCUCUUUCUCUCUCCCUCUCUCAUUCUUGUUCUCUCUCCGUGUCUCUCUCUCACGCUCUCUUUCCUGGCUCCGAGCCGUCCCAGUAAAUACUCUUACACUGGAUUUGAUACUAAUAGCUGUCAUUUGGUGCAAUUCACUGUGAGGGAGAGGAAUGUGCAUUCAUAAAAUUUGCAAAGACAGGUGUUCAAAGUGCCUAAAAUACAUUCCAGAGAGGGAGGCUGUUCGCGGCUAUUGUGUGUCUGUGUCCAUGUGUCCGUGUGAAGGUGCAUGUGUGUCUGUGUGCUGUGUAUUAGUCUGGAAGAGAAAGACAGACAGUGAGAGAAAGAGAGAUGAUGAGAGACAGAGAGAGACAGAGAGAUUGAUCCAGAGAGGAAGACAGACGGGGAGCAAGGAGGGGAAGAGACAAGAGGGAGACGAGAGGGAAGGGACUGCCUACCUAGCGCUGGUUGUUUGUGUAUGUGCAUUAACAGUGCUAUAAAGCGGGCCCAUCUCAGGAAUUCCCAUAUAACUGCCAUCUGUCGGCCUAUAAAUCUGUCAGGAGGGGUCAGGUUCGGCACGAGCCACAGAGAGGCAGGCAGGAUCUGAGAAGAAUGACAACCCAUUACCCCAGCAGACACUGAGCCUCCAUUACCAGUCAGACAUCUCCCCAGUGCCAAGCCGACACUAUCGUAUGACAGCGCAGUGGCAUGCCAUAGCAACAUGUACCUCCGAAUACUGACAUAUCUCGCUACCUUGACUGGCAGUAGAGAGAGGAAGCCUGAGCUAUAGGACACUUCGCUUUUUUUAGGCUACAUUUGAGGGUUCAAGUCGUGAUGCUAUAUAUUUUCAAAGGAUGGUCGGUCGAGGAGGAUGUGUUCUAUUUGUCCCCUGCGGAUGUGUGGCUUUCUCUUCUUCCUGAACGAGGGAUUGUCCAAGGUCAGGGAGGGAGGGAGAUAUGGCGGUGGUAGCCGAGCCAUGUAGCAGCUCCACCAUAUUAAGUUACACAGAGCAUUACAUUAAUCUGUCAAGAUUGCAAUAAAAUACGGAUCAGGAUUAGGAGCAGGAAUGAAAGUGAAUAUUUUAAUCAAGCCCCUGUAUGUAUCCACUGUCUAUAAACAGGUUGUGGGGAAUGGAAGGGGAGGGAGGGAGGUGUAGAGGUAGAAUGCAUUAUAAUUCCAUUCUCUUAUCAACCCUCUCGCUCUCUCGCUCUCUCUCCCUCCCUCCGCCUCUCCCUCUCUCUCUCCAGGUCUGACACCACCUACCACGCCCCCCCACAAAGCCAGUCAAGAGAACCCUUUCAAAGCAUCACUCAAAACCAAGUUGUCUUCAUGCUCCUCGUCUGCCCUGGCGUGCAAGAGGGUUCGGCUGAGCGAGGCGGGCCCCUGCGGCCCCACGACCCUAACCCCGGCCCUAGGCGGGGGUCCCUCCAGGAAUGGCCCCGAGCAGACUGAGCUGUAUGCCCAGCUGAGCAAAGUGUCCACUGCCCUCCCCACCUUGGUGGUCACUGCGACGACAGGGGGUUGCCAGGAGGAGCACUGCGGCGGCAACGGCAAGCGGGGUGCCCAGCCCCGCAGCUACAGCGACCACGACUAUUGUCAGUCGACGGCGGCCAGCACAAAACAGGAAGCCGCCGCUAAUGCAGCUAACGCUAAUGCAGCUGUCGCUACUGUUACUAUGACGACUACUACAACAACCCCUCUGAUGCCCAAUCCGGCCAUUGCGGAGGACAGGCAUGUGACAUGUAAGGACUCAGCCAUGCCACCCUCCUCCUUUUCUUCCUCCUCCUCUUCUACAUCUUCUCCUCCAUCUUCAUCCUCUUUGGCCAAGCAGCUGCAGCAGCAGCAGAGCUCUUCCCCUGUGGCUACGGAGGCUCGGGGGCAGGACCGGACCACCACCACCCAGGCAAGACCACCCCCACCACAGACCCCAGAAGGGGACCAGCAUUCCACCAGCAGGAAGCAGCCCUUGCGAGACCAGGAGAUCCGGGCAGAGCUCAACAAGCACUUUGGCCGCCCCCAGCAAGCCAUUUACAGCCAGGGUGAGAAGGGGGGGGAGUUGGUGGUGGAGGAGGGGGGGCAGGGAGGAGGGGAGAAGGCUGUAGCCCCGCAGCCGUCCGAGGAGAGCCCUGUUGGGGACGAGUACUACUGCAAGCUCCCUGGUUCUGGGUCUGGUUCUACUGGGUACCUGCACCCGGGCCUCCCGCCCUUCCACGAGGAACUUGAGCUUGAGGACCGCGGCGUGGAGGGACACUUCCUCUACCCCUGGGAGGGCACCCCCCUGGAACUGCUUUUCGAGUCCUGCUCGCCGUCCUGCUCGCCGUCCAGCUGCUCCCCCUCACGGGGCUCCGUCUCGCCUCCCUCCUCCCUCCUCCUCUCUCCCAGACACUUUGUCUGGCCCCGCUCGGGCUCCCCCUCCUCCCGCUUUCGCUCCCGGUCCCGGUCCCGCAGUUCCUCCUCCCACCACCGGAGGCGCUCCCUCUCCAGCUCACCUGACGGACGCCCCUCCUCCAGGUGAGUAAAGUCUCAAUCUUUAGGUUCCCAUGUCCAUACUACCACGAUGCUUAGAAAUCUUGCCCAUUCUGAAAAUAUUCAGACCCCUUCCCUUUUUCCACAUUUUGUUACGUUACAGCCUUAUUCUAAAAUGGAUUCAAUUACUUUUUUCCCUCAUCAAUCUACACACAAUACCCCAUAAUGACAAAGCGAAAACAGGUUUUUAGAAUUUUGUGCAAAUGUAUUAAAAAUAAAAACAGAUACCUUAUUUACAUAAGUAUUCAGACCCUUUGCUAUGAGACUUGAAAUUGAGCUUAUGUGCAUCCUGUUUCCAUUGAUCAUCCUUGAGAUGUUUCUACAACUUGAUUGGAGUCCACCUGUGGUAAAUUCAAUUGAUUGGACAUGAUUUGGAAAGGCACACACCUGUCUAUAUAAGGUCCCACAGUUGACAGUGAAUGUCAGAGCAAAAACCAAGCCAUGAGGUCGAAGGAAUUGUCCGUAGAGCUCCGAGACAGGAUUGUGUCGAGGCACAGAUCUGGGGAAGGUUACCAAGAAAUGUAUGCAGCAUUGAAGGUCCCCAAGGACACAGUGGCCUCCAUAAUUCUUAAGUGGAAGAAGUUUGGAACCACCAAGACUCUUCCUAGAGCUGGCCGCCCGGCCUAAGCAAUCGGGGAGGAGGGCCUUGGUCAGGGAGGUGACCAAGAACCAAUGGUCACUCUGACAGAGCCCCGGAGUUCCUCUGUGGAGAUGGGAGAACCUUCCAGAAGGACAUCUAUCUCUGCAGCACUCCACCAAUCAGGCCUUUAUGGUAGAGUGGCCAGACGGAAGCCACUCCUCAGUAAAAGGCACAUGACAGCCCACUUGGAGUUUGCCAAAAGGCACCUAAAGGACUCUCUGGUCUGAUGAAACCAAGAUUGUACUCUUUGGCACCAUCCCUACGGUGAAGCAUGGUGGUGGCAGCAUCAUGCUGUGGGGAGUUUUUUUAGCAGCAGGGAUUGGGAGAAUAGUCCGGAUCGAGGGAAAGAUGAACGGAGCAAAGUAAAGAGAGAUCCUUGAUGAAAACCUUCUCCAGAGCGCUCAGGACCUCAGACUCAUUUCCAACAGGACAAUGACCCUAAGCACACAGCGAAGACAACGCAGGAGUGGCUUCAGGACAAGUCUCUGAAUGUCCUUGAGUGGCCCAGCCAGAGCCCAGACUUGAACCCGAUCGAACAUCUCUGGAGAGACCUGAAAAUAGCUGACAGAGCUUGAGAGGAUCUGCAGAGAAGAAUGGGAGAAACUCCCCAAAUACAGGUGUGCCAAGCUUGUAGCGUCAUACCCAAGAAGACUUGAGGCUGUAAUUGCUGCCAAAGGUGCUUCAACAAAGUACUGAUUAAAGGGUCUGAAUACUUAUGUAAAUGUGAUAUUUCCGUUUUUUAUUUUUAAACAUUUGCAAAAAAGUCUAAAAGCCUGUUUUUGCUUUGUCAUUAUGGGGUAUUGUGUGUAGAUUGAUGAGGGGGAAAAAACUAUUUAAUACAUUUUAGAAUAAGGCAGUAACGUAACAAAAUGUGGAAAAAGUCAAGGGGUCUGAAUACUUUCCGAAUGCACUGUAUCUACUACUUAGCUUCAUUCUAAGUAGUAUGCCAGUGUGGAUAUCGGAACACAGCCAAGUUAUUCCCUCCUGGUGGGUGCCAUUUCCCCUCUGUUGUUCGAACGUUGUUUGAGCGUUGCAUAAAGGUUGUGGGCGGCUCUGACAGUGCUCCCGGCAGGGGGUGGACAGCUCAGUCGUGUCAACAGGCCUCAUCAGCCGUCAGAAACGUGUCAAUAGAGGAUAGGCGCUGUGGUCUGAGUCUCUUCAGUCUCCCAGUAUGGGGCCUCCUUUAGUUUUAGCUGCUUCAGGAUCCCCAGCUUGAACUAGAAACAUGGGGGAGACUCAUUAUGUUCCAGAGGAAAGAGGCUUUAACAAUAGGAGAGUGUGUCAGGGCCAGGGAGAAUCCUUACAGGCUGGACUACUGGACAGUGGAUUGUGCUAGCCAAGCUCAACUCUUUCAGUGUUUUACUAUAGAGUAGAGGCUGUAUGUAUCACUCUUCUCAGAGUAGAAGUGCUGAUCUAUGAUCAGGUCCCUCAUGUACAUAAUCGUAUUCAUUAUGAUCUAAAAGGCUAAACUGAUCUGAGAUCAGCACUCCUACUAUGAGAAGCUUGAUACAUUUGGUGUAUUAGUCAGGUUUGGUGUAUUAGUCAUCAAAACGGUAUAUCUGAGAAAGAGGCAACUAGGAAAAUGAGAAGCGACUGAGGCGUUGUGCUUUGGUUGCUUCAACGUUGUCAAAGCCUUGUUUCCCAUGGCAAGGUUUUGUCACUCUCAUCUCCUUCUCCGCUUUCCUGGGAUCUCUGUUUGAUGCAGUGCAUGUUGUUUUAAGCUGCAGCUGUUGUUUUGCUGAGCGCCAGGAGAACCCCCCUUUGUCCCGGAAGAUGAAAGCCAAAUCUGGGAAGUGAGUUGAGUUCUGGACCACCUCCUCUGAAAACAGUGUGUAUUAUCACAGCAGCUCGGGGGAACUACAUUUCCCAUGGUUCCCUUUGAUCAGAGCAGAGUGGGUACUGUGUUUUUUUUAAAGGAAAUAGGUACUGAGUAGGACUACAAAUAUAAGGAGACUUUUAUCAGCAAAUUUGCAUUGAGUGCCUUGCAAACUGGAUAGACUCUUCAUUCACUUCCCUCAAGCUCAUAAGUGAGUUUAAGUUUGUUUGCUGGGUUAAUGAAAGGUUUCAAUGGAGGUUAGCUUUUCCUUUGUUUUGUAGUCCUUUAUCCUUGAUAAAUCACUCACUCUGAUGACUAUCACCAACCUCAUGAUACAGUACACCAAAAAAGUCAAAGGGUUUCUAAAGAUAUCAGGGUUAGUACUUGAAAGAAGAAAAACUUGAAAAAAUAACCUUAUAAAAGGUUAUGGCUAAGGUUACCUGAGUAAAAGUACCUACAUCUCAAGAACUCACUCAAGAACUCAAAGUGAAACAAUUUCAACAAAUCAAUUUUUUCUCUCUCAAAUCUCUCUACUUCCAAACUCUUGUCUUCCUCAACUUUGUGGACGUUUGACCAUAGCCUAACUUCUCUCCCUCUAUUAUUCAAGUCUCCCUUCAUCAGCAUCAGUUCAAUAAUUAAGCAAUGAGAGCUUGUACUCUGUGUAGGGCUACUAGCUUUAGAGUUAGGCCAUGUGGCCUAAGGACCUUCCCCUCAUUCAACAUAGAUACGAGGUGUAUAUACUGGCCCUUGUGGGGGGAAAGGUGAGAACAUCUCCCAGCUGCACUGUGCAGAAGCAGAGUAUAGCAUGUCAAAUUCAGUAGAACUAGGAAAAAGUAAGUGUUAAGAAAAAUUAGCAGAACCUAUUUGGACUUUUGGUUAUGUGUUUUUUUUUAUGGUCAGAUUUGACACUGUGGCUGUCUGUCAUCUUGUAAGAAAAGGCUAUGAUUUAGGGAUGCCAAGGGACAGUGACUGGCAUAUCUAGACAAUAUUAUCGAUUUUAGAGAUACGCAUCUCAGAUAUGUACACAUUUUUGUGAUAUCCUGGAUGAUAUCUUGAUGAUUAUUGUACAUUCCGUUUUUGCAGGUCUCGUCACAACAUGGACUCCAGCACUUACCGAUCCAGGACCCACAAAAGCCCUCACUCACAGUCUCGAUCUCAGUCCAGAUCCCCCCUUAGCCGCAGGCCAAGGUAAGGGUCCUACACAUCCCUAACACUAAACCAGGGGUAAACAGCUCUGGUCUGAUGAUCCAGUCCCUGCAGUUAAUGCUUGUUUUCAUCCUUGCCUUUUAACCAAAAACAGUAAUUGAUUGAAAACCAGCAAGAUUGUGGAACUUGAGGACCUGAGUUGUGCACCGCUGGACAAUGUCCUUAUGCACAAACACAGGCAGUGUAGAAUAUUGACACUCCUUCCCAGCUCCAAAAUUAUUUGCCAUUGAUUUGAUGAGCCUAGCGACACCAGGAAAGCCCCAAAUCUUCCCAUCUCUCCAAUGCAUGGCCAAAUCUGACGAGGAAGUUGAGAGAGAAAAGUUGUACUUCUUUCCCCCAGAUGAAGCCCUAAAUAAGCAGAAAGUAAUGACGUCAAGUAGUGCUGACAGUGGCAGCUGCCCAGCUUCCGACUGUGCAUCUCUCCCGCUAUCCACCCUCUCCCGCGGGCCUCCUACGGGAUGCAUAACCUUAACAGCGAGGAGGAGGCGUCUUCUUAUUAAGGCAUUUGUUUGUUUCCCCACCCCUCUGAGAAAUGUAGCCCUUCUCGUUGGUGGGUUUUCGGCCGAUACGCUUCAUAACUGCGGACAUUGAAAUGAAGGGCAGAUGUUGGAAGGGCGGUGGAGGACAGUGAAAGUGAUGGGUUUGGUUUGGUCCCUCCGCAGGUACGACAGCUACGAGGAAUACCAACACGAGCGUCUGAAGCGGGAGGAGUACCGCCGGGACUACGAGAAGAGGGAGUUUGAGAGGGCCGAGCAGAGGGAGAGACAAAGUCAAAAAGCAAUAGUGAGUUCCCCUGUCAUUGUUCUGAUCUCUCUCUUUUCUGAUAUCUCUCUCUCUCUCUCUGCCUAUCUCUCUACGUUCCCACCCACCCUUUCUCUCUCUCUCUCUCUCUCUCUCUUCCAUCUCUCUGACCUACUCUCUCGUUCACAAAACCCAACACACCCUUGCUCUCUCUCUUAUCUCUCUCUGGUCUUCUACUCCUCUCCUCUCUCUCUCUACACAGUUCACACCCUCCUCUCUCUGUCUCUCUCUCUCAUCUAUCUCUCUCUCGCUCUCGCUCGACAUCUCUCUCCUCUCGUCAUCUCUACUCUCUAUCUCUCUCUCUCUCUAGUUCACACCCACCCCCUUUCUCCUCUCUCUAUCUCUCUCUCUCUCUAUACUCUACGUUCCCACCACCACCAAUUCUCUAAACUCUCUCUCUCUAUCGUAUCUCUCUAGCUCCUCUAUAUCUCUCUCCUUUAUCUCUAUGUUAUCACCCCACCCCCCUACCAUCUCAUCUCUCUCAUCUGCACUAUAUCCUAUCUCUCUCUCUUUCUAUAUAGCUCCUCUCUCUCUCCUCUCUCUCUCUCUAUAUGUUCCACCCCCACCCUCGCUCUCUCUCUCUCUCCACUCUGCCUUAUCUAUUCAGACAAGUUCCCUCCCCAUACCCUACAAACCUUUUCUACGCCGCCUUCUUCUCUCUUUCUUACUUUCUCACUUAUCUAUGUGAUCCUCGAUAGUCUCCUCUUCUAAUCUCUCUCUUCUCUCUCUCUCACCUCCGAUCCUCACGCAUCAUCUCCUCUAUCACAUCUCCUCUCUAGCUCUCUAUAUCUGCUAGCUAACCUCAUACGUUCCCACCACCCUUAGAUUCUCACUACCUCCUCUCUCAUCUCACAGAUACGCUUCCCCUGCAUAUAUCUGUCUACGUUACACCCACCCUUUCUCUUCCCUCUCACUGAUCUCGAGAGCCUCAUCCGCCAAUGCCAGCCUAUCUCUCUAAGGGCACUAAAUCCCAAACUUUGCGCCGACCUCUCGACUAGCGUGCCACCAACCUAGUACACAGAGGCCGUAGUCGGCCUCUAUGAGCACUGCGAGACAGGCCAAACCCCAAACUUUCGACUAGAACUACCCCUAGCAACCUCACCCCACCCCCCAACACAACAACCCGCCGCAUAUAUCAAUGCACUUCUCGAUCUGCUAUACUCUCUACGUUCCACAACAAACAUCUUCUCCUAUCCCCCCUCCCCACUAUCUCCUCCUAUCAUAAUCCUCUACUCACAAGCCUCAACUCUAUACUCUUACUCUACUACCGUUCCCACAACCCUACUAGACUCUCUAUCUCUCUCUGCCCUAUGACUCUUACGGUCCACACCACAAAUCCCUUCUAGCUCCUCUUCUCGCUCUCUAUAUUCUUCACACUACAGCGCGCUGCUCUCUGUCUGAUCUCGCUCUCCUCUCUCGCUCUCUCUGAGCUUCCUAUACGUUCACAAACCACCAUCUUCUCCUCCUACCGCUCUCUCUCCACUCCUCUCUCGCCAUCUCUUACGUUCCAACCCACCUCUUUCGCUCUCUCCUAUCGUCUAUCUAUUGCCUAGAUACUCUAAGUUUCCCACCACCUCUAUUCGCUCAUCUCUCUCUCUCCUCUCUCUAUGCCUAUACGCUCUAAUUACCAACCCAACCCACUGUCUCUAUAUCCUCUCUCUAUCUCCCUCUCUGCUAUCACGAUCAAUACCUCCGACGACUUCACCAACCACCACCCCCCGUCGCUCCCUCUCCUCUCUAUCUUGAAGAUCUUCUCGAAGUUACCAACCCAAACCUAUCUUCUCCUCUCGCUCUCCUCUCUCUCUUUCUUCUCUCUCUCUCUACUCUCACUCGCGCUCCAGCCAUCGCUCUCUCUCUCGAUUCGCCACCUAUCUAUACGGCCAAAACCAACCGGUCUAUCUCUCUAGCACUCUCUCCUCUCUCUCUGCCUAUCUCUGCUAAUUUCCCACCCACCCUUUCUUCUCUCCCUCGCUCUCUCUCUCAGUCUCUCUCUGCCCCACCUAUCUCUCUAAGUUCCCACCCACCCUCGCUAUCGCCACAUUCUCUUUCUACCUCUAUAUUGGCACCUACUUUCACCUGUCCACCCCCCCACCUCAUUGAUCUCUCAUCUCUCUUCCCCGUCGAUAACCUCUCGUACCCCUCUCUCAUAUCCACUUCUAACAGCCCGCCAGCCCCACCUGAUAAUAUUCCCCCGCUGUGAGCCAUGCUGUCUCACUACCCUCGACACCCGCGGCAGCCGUUGUGGGCCCGUGGCCCAGUCCCUGACCGCUAUCCUCUCUACGGACUGA